CAUAUGCUCGGCGGCUCUGGCGGCUAGAGUGUCGUCCGCAGCUCGCAUGCCCCGUGGCUCGGGCGGCUAGAGCGUCCCUCCUCCUGGGAUCCGCGUGUGACCUUCCCGCCCGCGGAGCGAUGCUGCGGGCGGCCGCAAGCCCCCUGUGGGGGCCGUGUCUCGGGCUUCGGGCCGCCGCGCUCCUCCUCGCCAGGCAACAGGUACCACGUGUCUGCGCCCUGAGGCUGAUGAGAUGCAGCAGCCGUCGAAGGGGGGAGGCCCUAGCUGGUGCGCCCCUGGAUAACGCCCCCAAGGAGUACCCCCCCAAGAUCCAGCAGCUAGUCCAGGACAUUGCCAGCCUCACGCUGCUGGAGAUCUCAGACCUCAACGAGCUCCUGAAGAAAACAUUGAAGAUUCAGGAUGUCGGGUUCAUGCCGAUGGGUGGCGUGGCGCCGGGUGCUGCCCCUGCCGCGGCAGCCUCCGAGGCAGCAGAAGAAGACAUCCCCAAACAAAAAGAACGGACACAUUUCACUGUCCGCCUGACAGAGGCAAAGCCCGUGGACAAAGUGAAGCUGAUCAAGGAAAUCAAGAACUACGUCCAGGGCAUCAACCUCGUGCAGGCAAAGAAGCUGGUGGAAUCCCUGCCCCAGGAAAUCAAAGCCAAUGUGGCCAAGGCCGAGGCCGAGAAGAUCAAGGCGGCCCUGGAGGCAGUGGGCGGCACCGUGGUUCUGGAGUAGGCCGUCCAGACGACUGUGGACCGGGUCCCAGGCGCUGGGCAGGGCUCCACCUGCUCCUCGCCCCGCACCCAGGCUCAGCGGACCCACUUGCGCUGGAGCAGAACCGGGUACCCGCACCAUGUGGCCAGUUUCCUUCUGGGACAGACGAUGGACCUACUGAGAUGGGGAGGGAGUGGCAGUCACUGCCGGUGCAAGCCCCAGGGAGGAGGACUCGAGAACCUACUGCGAGUUCACGCGCCCCCUGGUGGCUGUUGAGAAAAAUGCAUUGUUCAGGC
Camelus dromedarius (Arabian camel) is the source of this 991-nucleotide messenger RNA. RefSeq names its product mitochondrial ribosomal protein L12 (gene MRPL12). Lineage: Eukaryota; Metazoa; Chordata; Mammalia; Artiodactyla; Camelidae. Gene Ontology annotation, molecular function: mRNA binding; structural constituent of ribosome. Gene Ontology annotation, cellular component: ribosome; mitochondrial large ribosomal subunit. The record is from RefSeq and is a predicted model, not a curated record. The coding region runs from base 120 to 716 and encodes 198 amino acids. The transcript has 5 exons. Gene Ontology annotation, biological process: translation.